Messenger RNA from Mycena citricolor, 1276 nucleotides. The record is from the annotation of a GenBank genome assembly. Lineage: Eukaryota; Fungi; Basidiomycota; Agaricomycetes; Agaricales; Mycenaceae.
CUUAUCGAGACAGCCCUCUCUAUGAGAUGACAUCUUCACAACUCUCCUGCACACACCCUUGAGCCAUGGUUCACUUCACUCCUCUGCAGCGCCCAAGUGUGGGCGUCUUCAGCCAGUUUCCGCUCCCCAAGGUCGCCGCUGCCUUCCUCAUCCUCUUCGCCUUCGUCCUCCUCGCACACGACCUCAGUCCCCACUUGAGCUCGCGCACGCCGCAGUAUUAUGACUAUUCAAUCUCUCCCAGCGUGAAUAGCUCGCAUCCUCACGAGGCUUUUGGCGGGUCGCGUUUGGCGCGCACGCUCGGCAGCAACGAGCGGGAAUAUCAGAGGAUGAUCGUGAACAGAGAGAACCUCAUUAAAUGGGUUGGAGGAAGACAGAUCGCCUCAUUCCCUUCCAAACAGACCCAGUUCUACGUCCUGUGGGACUUUUACAUUCCCGCCUUCUCGUGUCCCUUUCCGAUGUACCGCGUCGGCACACUCGCCGAUGGCGGGAAGUGGGUCUGCGGCCUCGAGCGUAUCAUCACUAACAACCCCCGCUGCAUCGUCUACUCGCUCAACAACAACACGCAAUCCUACUCCUCAUUCGAACAGGACAUCCUCGAGAGGUCUUCCAAGUGCCAGGUGUUCGGAUUCGAUGUGAGCUCGCAGGGCACGGCGCCUAAUUGGCCAUGGGGCAAAGAAAAGCACCGAGUCGACUCGCGACUGCAUGUGCACAAUUUCGGGAUCGGCGACAAGGCUCGCUCACUACGCAGCGUCAUGAAACAGCUCGGACACAAAUUCAUUGACAUUCUCAAGGUUGAUCUUGAGGGUGGCGAGUUCGCCGCACUUCCCUCGAUCCUGGCAGAGUGGGGCGAUCAGCCGCUGCCGUUUGGCCAGUUGCUGGUCGAGGUCCACGUCGGUUGGACGAAAGGUGCACCGCUUACUUUCACAUAUUUCGGGAUGGUAUUGAGAUAUCCAGAUAUGACGACGGUCGGCGAUUUCGGAGCCUGGUUCGAGAGGCUGGAGCGAGCAGGACUGCGGCCCUUUUAUUUUGAGAUCAGCAUGACGGAUGUGAAUACGAUGCGUGCGGAGCCGGCGGUGGGAUACUGGUCAUUUAUGAACAUCAGAGGCAGUCAUGCGCUUUUAGACGACAGCUUACCAGAGUAUCCUUGAUUUUCUUUGGAAAUUACAUCAGCCCGAGUUGCAAAUGAACGUUCCAAAACAUUUGAUGAAACUCAGGUCCCAAUCAAGUUCGGUCCCGAUUGGAAGUUUAAUUCAUUGAAAUCAAGAUUGCAGUAAAU